This is a messenger RNA of Choloepus didactylus (southern two-toed sloth), 7915 nucleotides long. It is a transcript of the gene ZBTB9, whose product is annotated as zinc finger and BTB domain containing 9. The record is from RefSeq and is a predicted model, not a curated record. The coding region runs from base 265 to 1653 and encodes 462 amino acids. Lineage: Eukaryota; Metazoa; Chordata; Mammalia; Pilosa; Megalonychidae. Gene Ontology annotation, biological process: regulation of transcription by RNA polymerase II. The transcript has 4 exons. Gene Ontology annotation, molecular function: protein binding; RNA polymerase II cis-regulatory region sequence-specific DNA binding; DNA-binding transcription factor activity, RNA polymerase II-specific.
CUGCGCUGGAGCUACCGAGGCACUGGGAGAGCAGCGGCGUGUGUGUAACGGUGGGGGUGUGUCGGCGGGGAAGGCUGUCCGGUGGCGCCCCGCGGACUCUUGGUGGCUGUAGCCUCCCGGGAGCCUGUCUCUGGGGCAUCGUGAGGUGGAUCGGAGAGGCCGGGCAGGAGCGGUCCGGGACAGCCUUCAUCCCGCCUGGGUUCUAUCCCCAGUCCCCAUCUCCUCUUCCUGACUUUUUGGGAUCUCUCUCUUUCCGAGGAGUCCAUGGAUACCUCGACGCCUUGGCCUCCUGUGUCCUCCCCGAUCUUCAACCCAGCCCCACGGACAAUCCAGAUCGAGUUCCCUCAGCAUAGCUCGUCGCUCCUGGAAUCCCUGAACCGCCACCGGCUAGAAGGGAAGUUCUGUGAUGUGUCCCUCAUGGUGCAGGGUCGGGAACUUAGGGCUCACAAAGCAGUGUUGGCCGCUGCCUCUCCUUACUUCCAUGACAAGCUUCUUCUGGGGGAUGCACCACGUCUCACCCUGCCUAGCGUCAUUGAAGCAGAUGCCUUUGAGGGGCUGCUCCAGCUUAUUUACUCAGGGCGCCUCCACCUGCCACUCCAUGCCCUCCCUGCCCACCUCCUUGUGGCCAGUGGACUCCAAAUGUGGCAAGUAGUAGAUCAGUGCUCGGAGAUUCUUAGAGAACUAGAAACCUCAGGUGGUGGCAUUUCAGCGCAUGGAGUGACCCCCUACCACACACUUCUUUCCACCACAUCUUCUCCAGGAGGCUGGUGCAUUCGUUCUCCUUUCCAGACCAUGGUGCAGUCCACUGCUUCUACAGAUAGCCCUGUUGGAGGGGAGGGGAGUGAACUGGGAGAAGUGUUACAGAUUCAAGUGAAAGAAGAGGAGGAGGAGGAGGAGGAGGAAGAAGAAGAUGAGGACCAGGGGUCAGCAGCACUCUCUCAGACUCCUCAGCCCCAGAGAGUGUCAGGGGGUUUUCCCCACUCUCAUGGAUCCCACCACCUGCCCCUAUCUGCUACUCCACACAGGCUUCCAGAGGGUGAGAGUGCUCCACCUGAGCCUCCUGCCCCUCCUGCACUGCCCCCCAAAAUCAUCUACAUUAAGCAGGAACCCUUUGAGCCUAAGGAGGAGCUAUCACGAGGUGGAACUCAGUCUGGAGGAGCAAAGGAGGAGACCAAAGUAUUUCCUGGAGGAGACGGGGACCUAGGGUUUCUGCUGCCCUCAGGAGCAGGGACAACAUCUGGGGGAGGAGGCCCAUCCUGGAAACCAGUGGAUCUUCAUGGGAAUGAAAUCCUGUCAAGAGAUGGAGGACCUGGGGGAAUGGGACAAGCUGUACAUGGGCCCGUGAAGCUAGGGGGAGCACCCCCUGCAGAUGGAAAAUGCUUUGGUUGUUUGUGUGGGAAGCGGUUUGCAGUGAAGCCAAAGCGUGACCGGCACAUCAUGCUGACCUUCAGCCUUCGGCCCUUUGGCUGUGGCAUCUGCAACAAGCGCUUCAAACUGAAGCACCAUCUGACAGAGCACAUGAAGACCCACGCUGGAGCGUUAUAUGCCUGUCCCCACUGUGGCCGUCGGUUCCGAGUCCAUGCCUAUUUCCUUCGCCACCAGGACCUGUGCAAGGGCCAGGGCUGGGCCACAGCCCACUGGACUUACAAGUGACUGCUGAGGCCAUACACUAACUUCCAGAAUAAGAGAGCCCCUGCUGCUGAUGGAUACUCACCUCUCACUACCUUUGCAAUCAUGCCAAAAAGAUGGAUAGAUUAUGGUUCUGCAGGUGAUCUCUUGUUCUUGGUUUGGACCUCAACCUGGCAGAUAUGAUAACUCAGAUUUUUCAUCUCACCCCAGGUUUCUGCUGACCAUGCUACAGGAAAGUGGUUUAUAUGCCACAUUUAAAUUUAUCACUUGCCCAUAACAGACCUUCCUUUCCUAGUGGUGAUAUGCGUUCAGGAAACCAAAUUUCAGACCAGAAGAUUAAAUUAUUUAGUGAGAGAAGUGUUAGAACAAAAAGACAUAAUGGUAAAUGUUUCAAUGUCUAUGAGGAGGUAAAGGAGCCGGGUCUCCAUCUAGGGAUACAUUUGAUUCAGAGUUUGAGUAAUUCAGGGACUAAGCUCUGAGCUUUCCUCUCCCUCAUCACUGCUGUAAUAAUGUGAGCAGAGUUCAUUUUCUGUAUUUUUGUUGUUGUUGUCUUUCUAGAAGUCUCUCAGAUCGUUUGCUUUCUCACCAGUAAAUACCUUCCCAAUGCCUUUAUUUUUUUAUGUUAUAGUUGAGCACUUUAAUAAAUUGGAGCAUUCCAGGUGUCGUUCCUAGAACACUCUUUAAGAGAGGGUAGUGUCCUUCAACAGCUUGUGCCUCUUGUCUACCUUUGACCACCACUGAACACUCAUAUUUUGAUUAUGGUGACUAGAAUGUGACCAGUGGACUCAGGAGAUGGCUACGAUUUAAAAUGUUCCCAGGGAACACCACUGCUUUCUGAGCAAGUUGUUGUGGACAGAGGGAUUCAGGGCUAAGAUAGCACAUGCUGAAGGCUGGAGAGUAACUGCACAGUGGGACUAUACCCUCUCCCUUUCCAUCCCCACCCUUACAUGAUGGGGACAGCCACAUUGAGAGGCAGAGGCUGUUGCAGGUUACUUAAUUUUUUCAAAUAAACUGCCCUGAAAUCUGAACUGACAGUGGACUGGACUGAGUAAUUUGUGCGGGAGAGACUAUAUAAGAACAGAGUUGCAGAUGUUGAUGGGGCAAGAAUGGGAUGAUGUCACAGAGAACACUGUCCUGGACUUUACCUGGCCAGAUUCUAAGCCUGACCUGCCACUGAAUAACCACAGGCAUUAAAGUUUGAGAAGCACUGCUCCAAAGGAAGCUGAUUCUUUCUUCCCGUCUGGAGUGUGGAUGUGAUGGCUGGAGCUCCAUGGCCACCUUCUCAACAUGAUGUGACCUUGAAGAGGGAAACCAAAUGCUAAGGAAGGAAGUGGGAAAAAUAGGAGCCUGCAGUGCUGAAGGCAUCAUGAAGCAGCCAAACUGCCCGGAACCGCCUACCUCCAGACUUUUUUGACACAAGAGAACAAACCUCUACCUUGAGAAGGAGCCACUCCUCACGUACAAACCUGGAGAAUCCAGAAAGCCCUAAGCAAGAGUGCCCAGAGUGCCUGGCAGGCUGAGCUGUGUGGCUCCAUUUGCUCCUUGGGUUGCGGUAAAUGUCAAAGCUGACAGGUGGUCUUUCCUACACUCCUAUCUUCAGAUCAACAGGUAAACCUGGAUAUAUUUUCCAUCUAAACAGAAUGUCAGCUAUUUAAGACAUCCUCAUGAGUCAGACAUACUUAUAUUAAGUUUUCCUGAGAAAUUAUGCUUUAAAAAUUUGUUUAUUUCUAACAUCCUGUAUGUCCCAUGUUAUGAACCAUUCCUCAUAUGUCAAAACAUAUUAUAUAUAUAUAUUUUAUCACUGUGCAAUUUUGGAGUUAAGAUAUUUAAACCCUAGAAAUAUUCUUAAUUUGGAAUAGGUCAGAUCUUGGACAUAUUGAAUAAACAAUGUUCUGCCAUAUUUUUAGAAAUGCUUCCAAAGAUUUGUCAUAUACUUAGCAAACUAAGAAUAGGAGAAAGUUUCCUUUACUUGUAAAGAUUAUAUAUCUAAAACCUUCAGGAAAUAUUAUACCGAGUAAAAAGUUCAGACAUAUCUCCUUUAAGGUCAAGAAAAAGAAAGAAGGCCUCUAGCACUGCUAAUAUUUAACACAGUAUUAGAAAUUCUAGUCAAUGCUAUGUGGAAAGAAAAAAAUAAAAGGUGUAAGGAUUGGGAGGGAAGUAAGAGGUAAAACCCACUGUGUUCAGAUGUUAUAGUUACCUAUGUAGAAAAUCAAACACAAUCAACAGAAAAACUAUUAGAGCUAAUAAGAGAAUUCAACAAAGUAGCUGGAUACAAAAUCAAUCAAUAGCAUUUCUCUCUACAUCAGCAAUAUGAUAAUUUUAAAAUAUAAACAAAAUAUCUAGAAAUUUACUUAACCAAGAAUAUGCAACAACUCUGAAGAAAACCUUAAAAUGCUUUAAUAAAGAACAGAGAAAAAGAGCUGAAUAAAUAGGAAGCCUUUUUCUGCUUUUGGAUGGGACCACUUACUCAGAUAUCAAUUUUCCUCAAAAAAACCCUACAAAUUCUAUGCAAUUCCAAUCAAAAUUUUCUAAUUCGAUUUUUUUUAAUGAGGUGAAAUUCACGUAACAUGAAAUGGACUAUUUUAAAGUACACAAUUCAGUGGCAUUUAGUUCAUAUACAAUGUUAUAUAACCAUCAUCAGAACAUUUUCAUCAACCCCAAAGGAAACCCUGUGCCCAUUAAGCAUUUGUCCCCAUUAACCAUUCAUGUGAAAUGUCCAGAUUAGGCAAAUACACAGAGACAAAAAAUAGAUUAGUGGUUGUCAGGCGCUGUGGGGAGGGAAGAAUGGGGAGUAACUGCUAUGCAUACAAGAUUUCUUUUGGAGAUGAUGAAAAUGUUCUAAAAUUAGAUUAUGGUGAUGGCUGCACAACUCUGUAUAUAUGCUAAGAAAACCGCUGAACUGUACACUUUAAAAGGGUGAAUUUUAUAUUAUGUGAAUUAUAUCACAUUUUUAAAACUGACAAAAGUUAGUAUUUCUAGUAAUUGGCAGAGAAUGUAAACAGGCAAUUUGCAGAUGAGGAAACCAGGAUGCUCAAAUUUGUUCAUGAUUAGAAACAUGCAAAAUUAAAAUGAGAUCCCUACUCUCAAACCCAUUAGACUGGCCAUUUAGAAAACGGGACAGUGCCACAUGGCGAAAAUGUGGGGACACAGGAGCCCUUCCUUGUGCACUGCUGAUGGGAAGUGGGAGCCAACUCAUUAAUCAGAGUAAAAUAAGUAUACACAAGCCUUAUGACGCAGCAAGUCCACACCUGGGUAUAUAUAUCCCAAGUUCUUGUGCAGGUCCUAAGAGAACUGUGGGAGUAGGUUCACAGCGGCAUUAGCUGUGGGGCAGGGAGUUGGAACAACCCUGGCAAAACAAGCCGCCCGUCCUGGGAGGAAGAUGGGGAAGAUGAGCAGGACGCACACUGUGGGAAACUUCACAGCAGCUGGAAGCACCAGAAAGAUGGACAAAGAGCCCAAGGAUGAAUCUUACAAAUGGAGUGCUUACUGAAAAAGAGAGAUGAGAUUUAACACAAAGUACUAAGUUACAAAUACACGUGCCAUUAGUCUAAAUACACACACACACAUACUAGUAACCAUCUUUUGAAAUCCCAUCGAUUUUUACAUGUUUAGAAUUGAUCCCGCCAGCAAUAAUUACCAACUUGGUAAAUAUUAGUAUUAACUAUUCCUCACAAAGGAUAAUUAAUUACUUGAUUAUAAACCAUUAUAAUUCCAUUUCAAGUUAAUAUAUGUAGGGAUGUUAUAAAAAUGCUUGGAGGAUGGAAGUAUAUAUAUCAAAAUGCUAAUUUUCUGGAAGGGUGACAGGAUUAUAAGUAAAUUUAAUUUUCUUCUUUAUACCUUCCUUUAUUAAGACUGUAAUUAUUACUGUGUGCAUGAAUUUUAUAAUAAAGAAUAAUAAAUAAAAGAAAAUACACUUACCCCAAGCAAAACUAUACAAAAAGACAAAAAGAUAAAUGUUGAACGGGAUAAAGAAUGACCUACUUUGGAGGGUGGGAUAAAGUGAGAGGGCCCUUACUUGACCAAUGAUGACGACAGCCUCCAACUGAGGAGUAUGAUUUACACAAUCCUCUACCGGAGAACCAAAAGAACUCCCUUGUCACGUCACAUCACAUUUUUUUAUUAAAAUUUACUCACAAGCUUAAUCACUCCCUUGGUUUUCAGACACCACUAACUAACUUGGCUACAUUUCAAAAUAAAGCGAUCUUCAAGAGAGAAAGAUGUCACAUCUGAGGCUGACAUCCCCUUUGAAGGCAACUCCAAAAACACUUUAAACAAGCACAGCAAAACUAAACUAAACUGAGUAAGUAUAUAGCUUUUCAGGAUCCUACCUUUAAAGGGAAAAGGUUCAAAUGCACACACACUCACAAACACACACUCAUGUUUGCUCAUGAAACCCUGCAGCGUCCUGUUGCAUAUACCUUCCCUGUUGUUCCUUUUUACUCUACUUUCAGCCCUGUCUUUGUAUAUUAAAACAUUUUAAAGAUAAAACCCCCCAUUAUUUAAGCUGUCUUUGGCAUAGUCAAGUUAAAAUGCUUCUAUAAUAAUCCAAACUGGCAGAACUCACACUAGGACUGUAACAAGAGAGUGGUUGAGCAGGUACUGGCAAACUGCUGCUGCACAAUGAAAUUCAACAGUACCCGCACCCCCUGGAACCCACCCCAUCCCAGAAUAUAAGCUCUCAAGGGAGGGGAUUUUUGUCAUUUUUGUUCACUGAUGAUCCCAAGCAUCUAUAACAGUACCUGGCACAUAUUAGGUAUGAAAAAAAACAAUGUAUAAAGCAAUAAAGUCUUGAUGAAAAAUAAAUUACACAUGCAUGUGAAAUCAAUUUACAGAUGCUUCCAAGGGAAAAUGAUACUGAAUAUGUUCCCACUAAUCUAUGCAUUCAUCCAAUAAUUCACGAAGCUAAUACAUAUUUUGUCAAUCGAAUACUUUGAUGUUAAAAAGAUAUGGAUUCUCGCCAUAGCAGAAAUGAGAUGUAAGUUAUGGAGAAAAAGACAACAAGUGGCAUGUAUACACAGAGGACAACCAUGUAAAACGUGGAGGUGCCAGUCCACCCAGAUGGCCACGAAGGGCACUCAGGGACUGAGAGUGGCAAGAGACACAAGAUCAACCCCCUGUCCAACCCCUCACUGCAGGGUACCUCUAAAGUGUGGCUGAGGAGCUCUCCCCCUGGGGUUCAGGACUAUCUUUGAUGUAACUUGGAAAGCUGCAGUGGAGAACAUCUUAUGGGAACAUGUCCAAAUAUGUAUAACAGGCUAUCACAUGGCUUCUGACCCCCAGAGCACUCAACGCCCUCUUUAUGAAUUCCUGAUGUAGUUUGAUUUUCUGCGUAGUUUUUUACAGGGAAAACAUGUGACGAACUUGCAGAACAGUCUUGUAUGCUUGCCAGAUAUAUUUCUCAUUGUAAAUUUGCAUGCUGGUUAAUUAUAACAGCUUGGAAGCUUAUAUAAAUAUCUAACAAUAGGGAAUCAGUUAAGAACAAAAUUCAUUACUGUGCAUAUGGAUAAUGUAAGACUAUGUAGCCGCUAAAAAUAUUAUGUAAAAGAAUAGAUAAUGCCGUGAAGGAAAUGUUCAUCAGAGAGGACAUUUAAAAAAGCAGGUUAUAAAACAGAAUAUAUCAAAGGAUCCCAACUGUGUUAAAAUAAAAUCGUUCAUAAAUAAACCUGGCAGAACCUUUACUAAACGUGGGAUUAUCUCUCUGGGUAGAAUUAGAUAUGACCUGUUUUAUUUUGCAAUUUUAUAAAUUUAUGUCUCUUCUUUUCUGUAUUUUCCAAGUUUUCUAUAAUGGACAAUAAUUAUUUCUGUAAUCAGAAGAUAAAAAAUAAAUGAUUUUUACCACCACCACAACAGAUCUGGAAGCCUGAAUGUCUACCAACUGGAAAAUAUCAAACUGAUGAAAUACAAACAGUAGUUAUACAGACCAUGUACCAAAAGGGGGCAAAUGUUUGCUAAAAAGAAAACUGAAACAGUACACUGUGACUACAGCUACAUAAAAAGAUGUCUCCAGGUAGCCAAAGAUCGGAAGAUGAUGGGCAGAAGUGAAAUAGCUGAGCUAGUACUUUGUUACUGAAACAUUAUUUGUAUUUUUUUCUUUCAUAUUUUAACACUUUUUUUGUUUUUUAGUUUGUGUCUUUUAUUUCUUAAAUAUCUGUUUUUGGUAGCAGCUUUGUUGAAACAUAAUUUGCAUACCAUAUAAUUCACUCAUUUAAAGUAUACCAUUUAAUAGCUUUUAGCAUAUUCACAGAUAUGUGUGGCCAUCCUCCAGUCACUUUUGGAAUAUUUUCAU